This is a messenger RNA of Vollenhovia emeryi, 2475 nucleotides long. RefSeq lists its product as uncharacterized. The record is from RefSeq and is a predicted model, not a curated record. Lineage: Eukaryota; Metazoa; Arthropoda; Insecta; Hymenoptera; Formicidae. The transcript has 3 exons. The coding region runs from base 1 to 645 and encodes 214 amino acids.
AUGUUUUAUCGACGCGAUAUCAUUGAUACGAAUUUCGGUCGCGACCCGGGCGAACUUUUACUCCUGCCGCGUGACCUAAAAGCAAGACUCGGCGAAGAACAAGGAAUCGGGGGGGAGAGAAAGAAGACCGCGCCCCCGGUGCGCAACUUAUUCUCCGCGUUUCCACCCCAUAACGCACUCGACUUGCAGCUCCCAACAGAGAAGCCCGUCUGCUUCGGUGUUCUAGAGGGUAACCUCGUGGAGGUCAGCCCGCCGAGUUAUCCAGGCGGUUAUCCCCCGGGGCACUGGGUCACGCCCGGACCUACGCCAAGCAUAGACGAGCUCUGCCACAAGUUCACGGGGAGGCCGACGGAGCUGAGGUUACCGUCGAGGAGCACGAUACCGAGUCUGCCGGGGAUGCCGGUGACGGGGGUGAUGGAACAGGUAACGAUUCAUUGGGCCGAGCGGUCGAGCGGCGAGGCCAGCGACUCACCUUGUCCCAUCUCAAGGGAGACGAGGAGAGGACCGGGUAGCGUACAAAGCGGAAACGAUUCUUACGGAAACGAGACCAGGCGCGCAUCAUACUCUAUUGGUAAUUGUGAUAGAGCAUUUAUAAAUUUUUCUACCGCUGAUAUGAGUUUUCUGUACUCCCCGCCGAAUGAUUAAAGACACUGCCCUUGCGAGACUCGGACGCUCUCAGACGUUCCAAGAAGCAUUCUCACCGGGGUGUGUGCGUGCGUACGUGUGUUUGUGUUUGUAUGCGUGUGUGUAAAUAUAUACAUAGUUUUAAUCAGUCCUUCAGAUCGUUAUCACCGUUAUUCGCGUGCGAUUCGCGACGAAAGAUAGGGAGAGAGAGAAAGAGAGAGAGAGAGCGAGAGAUGGAGAGGGACACGGCGCCACAGCGUUCGCGACAUUCUACGCGUUCUCGCGCGAGGAAAGCUUCACUCUGCAAGGUUUUGCAAAAACUGGUCUUCCACGUGACACUUUGCGACGAAGUCGUGAAACUUCUACGGCGAGAAUGGAACUAACGAAUCGACGAAAAGCGUAUCCCUAAUGGAAACGGUGUAACGCGAACUUUGCCCGUGGAAAAGUUCGCGCUCGCUUCGGAUGAUCGAUAGACUCGUAAUGUGUAAAAAAAAACAGAAAAAAGAAAAAACAGAAAAUGAGAGAGAGAGAGAGAGAGAGCGCGCACGAGUGACGGACCGAGGGAUGAAUAACGAGUGUCGCGUCAGCGACGCAAAGUAGUUGCUCCCCUCGGAACACGGGAGGCGAGUAACGUCGAAUCAAUCGUCGAGUGCGUGUGUUUCGAUGUGUAUGAAGAGAUAACGGUUGCUCGUUAGCUAAUGUAUCGCUGUAUAUAUUAUCACGGGAGAGUCUAACGAUAGGUUGACGACGUUGAAGCUUUUCGCGAGGAAGAGACGAGUUCGAAGCGAGCGCCUUGUCGAGCGCCUCGUUUAACUUUCCGUCGCGCGAGGGGGGCGGAAUUGUUUCUCAUCGGCGCUUUUUUACGGCGAAAACGCUCGACAACGCGCUCCACCGAGAGAUCUUUUCAAAUUUACGCCCCCUCCCAUGAUGAUCCGUGGUGUUGCGAUUUUUUUUUUUGACGAUACCGAACUUCGGUGUUGAAAGACGAUUUUUUUAUCCUCCUAACACUUUCGUUGCGAACGAAACGUAGCUUCGUUGUUUCUCCGUCGCACAUUUGUUCUCCUAUCUCAAGAGAUAAAAAAGUCCGUUCUUUUUUCUACAUUCCCUUCUUUUUCCAGACGUUUUGAGGAACUCGAUAACCGAUCUGGUCCUGAGCCUUCUACUUAAUCUUUUCCUCAACCAGUUCGUGACAAUCCCUUGAAUUUACCCGGACACAGCACGCACGUUUAAAAGAUAUCUGAACUCAUCUAAAAGAUGUCCUUCAGACACGCGUGCUCCGUCUGGGUAACAAUCGUUACCGAAUGAUCGUCAAAGAAUUAUCGAGAGCGGUCAGUCGAACGGCACAUAUCUUCCCACGUCCACGAGAAUUCGCUCGGAGUUCGCGGAUGAGACGACGGAGGUGACGCGUUAGAGCGGACCGAAAGAGAGGGAGAGAGAGAGAGAGAGAGAGAGAGAGAAUUAGAAUAAGACAAAGUACUACUGCCCGUAUUCAUUUUGUAAGAGCGGAGAAACGUCGCGGAAUAUAUCAAUCUUUUUCACACACUAUGCGCGAGGAUCUUAUUCAGCGAGCGUGUUGCGGGAAGGAUCGCCCGAGAGUAGAUACCGAAAGUCACGUUCUCGGCUGACGUGACCCAACAAUCAAGCGCGAAGGGGAGGCAAAAAAGAAGAAGGCGAAGAAGAAAGGGAAGAUAAGCGCGAGCAAGUAACAGUAGCGAGUAAUGUGACUGUACAUAAUCAGCGAGUAACUUGUACGUAACGACGCGAGAGAGUCCAUGUAAAUCGAUCGGCGGUCGUAAGCCCGACCCUCAAGUUCACUGUAUAGGUGAUUUCAUAUCAGACCCUCCCUCGCCC